Messenger RNA from Danaus plexippus (monarch butterfly), 1265 nucleotides. RefSeq lists its product as uncharacterized. Gene Ontology annotation, molecular function: protein binding. NCBI's taxonomy places the organism in Eukaryota, Metazoa, Arthropoda, Insecta, Lepidoptera, Nymphalidae. The transcript is spliced from 5 exons. The record is from RefSeq and is a predicted model, not a curated record. The coding region runs from base 121 to 651 and encodes 176 amino acids.
AUAAAAAUCCCUACCAAGUAUCAUGAUUAGUUGGUUGAACGUUAAAUUAUCUACACUAUAAGUGUUUUUUUUUUGCAAUAGCACUUACUUGAGAGGAAUCCGGAAUCACAAAAGGACAUAAUGAGAAUAUUAUCUUUAGUGUUAUUUUUUAUUUCCAUCAAUUUCGCCUACCAGGAGCCCAUUGAGCAAUUAGAACAGGUGUUGGUGUAUCCCACGGAACCAGCUAUGAAAAAAUCAAAACGAGAAACUUCUAAAACAAAACAAAAAGAAUUCAAUGAUUUCGUAGAGGACAAGCUCAUUAUGCAUACACAGGCUCUGGAACAUCUUGUUAAGUUGGCAGAAACUAAUGAGGAAGUAACUAAAAAGCUCGUGGAAAACCUAGGGCAAAAGAUGGAAAGCCCAAAACUACCUGAAAAAAUUGAGUCCCGUCGUUCAGGAAGCAACCCAAUUAUUGCGGACGUCGAGCGGAGAGGGAAAGCUAGCCCGUGGUGUUCCGUGGCCAUUUUAUGCAAGAGGUCGAUGAAUCCUGUUUGCGGAUACGAUGAUAAUUUUGGAUAUGGGAAAUUUGACGAUGUUUGUCACAUGUUGCAAGUUAAUUGUUAUUGGAAAUACAAUUUCUCUCUUGUACCAUCCUGCAAGCCACUGCUUUGAAUGAACAGCAACAAAAUAUUUUAUUUUAUUUCCAUAUAUAAUAUAAAUCUAUUUAUUCAAAGUCCACACACAUACAUCUAUUUAUGAUUAAAAUAAAUUUGAAGAUAACAAAUGUACAUCUCGUUCAUCUGAUAUAAUAUUUAGUAAAAUAAAAUGUAUUUUUUAUAAACAGUUUUCUUUAUCCGACGUUAUUUUUCAGCUCCUUUGGGUUCGGACAAACGCCUUCUUCUUCCUUUACAUGUCUGAAAACUUGAAAAAAAAUAUAUAACAAAUGUCUUAUAAAUUAAUCGAUUUGAAGUAACUAUCUUACAAGCAUGUACCCAUAUUGUAUUCGCAGGAGUAUUCGUAUAGAUCGCAAAGAUCUAAAAAAGUCCUCGCUUCAUUCACAGAUUUGCCACAUAUUAUUAUAUUGUCAUGAAAACAUAUGUAUGCGUGCUCACAGAGCUUUUUCAGCUCGGUCUGGAACAAAAACAAAAUAACGUUUUAUUUACCUUAGAAAAUAUUCUAUUUUUGUUAUCUACUUUCGCUCGAUUAGCUCGUAUAUACAUAUGUAUGUGAAAAAGCAAUUAUUGUAAAAGUUUUAGCCUAUGUGGAAAUACAUUAAUUUGAAGUUU